CAUAAUCCCAACAACAUGCAGGACGACAAGGACAGUGUUGGGCAGACAAAUAGGGAUUAAAAUGUGGUUGGGCCCCAAAGCAGCAGGCGUGGAAACAAACCGGGAGGCAAAGAUGGUGCUGCAAAAAACAAAAAACAGAACAUCCCAUGGAGCUUAAGGGAGAGGAUCACACUGUCGAGAUUGAUGGCCAAGGAUGAUGUUCUAAUGGCCGACGCCGAGGGCCAGCAUCGGUUCAAGAAGAGGAAGGAGCGGUAUGAGUGGGUGCACGAUCCAAUGGCGGAUCACGGGUUUCCGCACAGGUUUGCGGAGGAUUGCCGUAAGAGGUGGCAGGGCAUGAUGGCUGCACCAAAUAUUAUUCUCGACAAGUGUGAGAAUGCUUCGGGCAAACCUUCAUACUGGGACAUGACCAUGGACCAGCGGAAGGCGGAGCAGGUGCCACUGACCUUUGAGAAAGCGUUGUGGGAAGCGAUAGAGUGGCAACUCAAUCGACCCUCCAUCAAGUGUGACAACACGCUCGCAUCGGAGAACUUGCCGGGUAAUACGGGAGGGGCAUCAACGAACACCGGUCCGACACAACCCGCUUCAGGGAAAAGUGGCUCCGACGGUAGAGCAACGGAAGACUGCGACAGUGCAGCGAAGACGAGGGGGACGAAUACAGGCAAAGCGAGGAUAAACUACACGAUUAGCGGUGGGACAGUAUUGGGAAGGGCGAUGGAGGGCACGACACGGUCGUACAACAAAGGUCUGGAUAAGGCCGUCACCACUCAGGCAAAGGCAACGUCAUAGGCCGGCUCAAUGAUCACGGCGAAGAUUGGUGACGUCGCAUAUGCCAUGUGUGGGGGGAACAUUGUCCUCGAGAUGCUUGUGGGGGUUCUUGCGAGGCGCGGGGGUGGGGGGAACAGCGGGGCACAUGGGAGGGCGGGCGCACACCCCUCGUCGCAUUAGCAUUCGAGGAUAACAGGUUACUAAAAAAAAAAAGGAGCACAAAGAAAAUAUCAAUCAAUCAUACGUAUAUAUAAAUAUAUAUCCUAACACUUAAGCAACAUUGACCGCGAGGGGAUGUCGAUGGUCCGCUGCGUGCUGGAUCCGGGGUUGAAGUUUUGAGGAGGGGCGGUGGAUGAAGGUGAUCCAGGGACGGGGAGUGUGCAGAGGGGCUCGCGUACCGAAAUGUUCACAACGCGCCAUAAAAGGAAAGAGCGCGCUCAGGGGGCCAGGCGGCGGCGGGCGUAGAUGCGAGUGAAUAUCUUGAAGCGCCCGCCGACUUCCUUUUUCUUUUUCGUUUUUC
Messenger RNA from Chara braunii, 1285 nucleotides. The record is from the annotation of a GenBank genome assembly. Lineage: Eukaryota; Viridiplantae; Streptophyta; Charophyceae; Charales; Characeae.